UGAAUGCGUAACCAGCUUACACAAAAUCCUGUAGGUCAGAUUUCAGAUUUCAGGACUUUUCUUUUACCGUUGAUUGGAAACCGAUUAUCUAGUAAAUAUGGCAGAGAAAAUUGCCGAAACCGUCGCAAGAAACGGAAUUGCACUUCACCCAAAAUAUUAUGGAGCAAAACUUGAGCCUGGCAUGAAGCUGCCUGGUGAUACGAGGCUAUUUCGAGACAUUAAACUUUGUGAAGUCCCUCAGUGGAUCAUGAAACGCAACUUUACACCUCUAGGAAUGUGGUUUUGGGUAAAACGAUUGAAAUGGGGUUGGCAAUCCAAGUACCUUCACGUUCGAGCACCAAAGGGACAUUAUUAUGCUCAACUUGCAGUUUGUGCCAGCAUUGCUUUCUACUUGUCAGAAUAUAUUGAUGGAGGGAUCAAGCACGAGCGACACAGGAAAUAUCACUAGAAGAAAUCUGAUCUUAUGUUUAUCAAAAAUUGAUGUAAAUUAAAACGAAUUUAAUAAAAAGUUCAAACUCUGUUAUA
Molecule: messenger RNA, 525 nt
Organism: Ciona intestinalis (vase tunicate)
Lineage: Eukaryota; Metazoa; Chordata; Ascidiacea; Phlebobranchia; Cionidae
Product: ATP synthase F(0) complex subunit f, mitochondrial
Biological process (GO): proton motive force-driven mitochondrial ATP synthesis
Cellular component (GO): proton-transporting ATP synthase complex
Molecular function (GO): proton-transporting ATP synthase activity, rotational mechanism
Source: RefSeq, a predicted model, not a curated record